This is a messenger RNA of Lethenteron reissneri (Far Eastern brook lamprey), 6961 nucleotides long. RefSeq names its product FYVE, RhoGEF and PH domain containing 6 (gene FGD6). Gene Ontology annotation, cellular component: cytoplasm. The record is from RefSeq and is a predicted model, not a curated record. NCBI's taxonomy places the organism in Eukaryota, Metazoa, Chordata, Hyperoartia, Petromyzontiformes, Petromyzontidae. Gene Ontology annotation, molecular function: guanyl-nucleotide exchange factor activity; metal ion binding.
CGGACGAGGACGUGCCCGACACCUCGUCGGAGGAUAACGACGAGGACGACGAGGAGGAGGAGCGUGAGGAGGAGAAGGCGGGGUGCUCCAUGUCGCUCAAGGCAGCCGGGAACGCUGCUGCCGCCCGCGUGCUCCGCCGCUGAGCGAUGUGGAAGUGAAGAGGAACAAGGCGUUCCACAUCGCGCGCGAGAUGGUCAGCUCGGAGAGAGUGUUUGUUGAUGUCCUGAAGCUGCUACACAUUGAUUUCCGUGGCGCGGUGGUGAGCGCCGGCGUGGAGGCGGGCAAGCCCCUGGUGGACGAGAAGACGCUGUCCCAGAUCCUCCUCUACCUGCCCCAGCUCUACGAGCUCAACCAGAGCCUGCUGCAGGAGCUGGAGGAGCGCAUGGCUCACUGGGAGGAGGAGCGCGAGCGCAUCGCCGACGUGAUCAUGCGCAAGGGGCCCUACCUCAAGAUGUACUCGGCCUACAUCAAGGAGUUCGACCGCAUCACCCUGCUGCUGGAUGAGUGCUGCCGCAAGUUCCCGCCGUUCGCCGCCGUCGUGCGGGACUUCGAGAUGAGCCCCCGCUGCGCCAACCUGGCCCUGAAGCACCACCUGCUCAAGCCGGUGCAGAGGAUCCCCCAGUACCGGCUCCUGCUCACCGACUACCUCAAGAACCUCACUCCGGAAUCCGCAGACUACAAGGACACGCAAGCCGCCCUGGCGAUGGUGAGCGAGGUGGCUGACCAUGCCAACGACAGCAUGAAACAGGGGGACAACUUUGAGAAGCUGAUGCAGAUUCAGUACAGCCUGACGGGACAUCACGAGAUAGUUCAGCCCGGGAGGGUCUUCCUCAAGGAGGGGACGCUCAUGAAGCUCUCACGCAAAGUGAUGCAGCCCCGCGUGUUCUACCUGAUGAACGACACUCUGCUGUACACCACGCCGCAGCAAGGAGGCACCUACAAGCUGAACAACAUGCUGUCGCUCGCGGGCAUGAAGGUGAGCAAGCCGUCGCAGGAGGCCUACCAGAACGAGCUCAUCAUCGUGAGCGUGGAGCGGUCCUUCAUCCUCUCCGCCAGCUCGGCGAGCGAGCGGGACGAGUGGCUGCUGGCGAUCUCCCGCGCCAUCGACGACUACACACGCAAGCGCAUCUCCUUCACCCACACGUGCGGAGGCGCCGGUGGUGACGGUGGUGACGGUAGCGGUGACGGCGGCAGCGGCCAGAUGGACACGUUCCAGCGCUCCGAGUCCCAGCUGGGACACAAGGCUCCCAUCUGGAUCCCCGACUCGCGCGUCACCAUGUGCAUGAUCUGCACCUGCGACUUCACGCUCACCUGGCGUAGGCACCACUGCCGAGCCUGCGGCAAGAUCAUCUGCCAGGGCUGCUCCUACCACCGGUACCCGCUCAAGUACCGCAAGGAUCGUCCAGAGCGCGUGUGCGACCAGUGCUACGCAUCGCUCGGCAAACGUGACGAGACGGUGCUGCUGGGGCGGAGUCCCCCGUCUCAGAGCCGCUCGCCGGGGGGGGCGCUGUCGUCGGUGCUACACAGCAUCACCCCCUCGCCCGGACGCAAACUCAAGAGGGUUCCCGCGGCACUCCAGCAGGUGGCAGGCACCGAGGGCUCGUCGAUGAGCGGCUACCUCCAGCGCUCCAAGGACAACCGCAAGCCGUGGCGGCGCCUCUGGUUCGUGGUGAAGGACAAGGUCCUGUACACGUACGCCGCCAGCGAGGACGUGGUGGCGAUGGAGAGCCAGCCUCUGCUGGGCUUCACCGUGCAGGGCCCCACUGCUCGCGAUUGCAGCUUCCAGCUCUUCCACAAAACCACGCUCUUCCGGGCCUUCCGCACCGAGGACAGCGCCACCGCACUCAGGUGGGCGGAGGCUAUAAAGGCGGCCACGGUGCUGGAGACCGGCGAUCCGCUUUCACCCCCUUUCUGAUGCUGCGCCCUGUGUCUGCGACUGCCGGCGGCUGGCGGUGGUGGCGGUGGCGGUGAUGACGACGGAAGCCCCGUGUCGGCCGGACGUUUCUCUCCCGAGCCUCGCACCGACGAUUCCCCACAUCUCCGAGUGCAGCCGCGAGUCGGGGUAUCACGAUCAACGCGUGGGUUGGGGUUGAGGUGGGGAGGGUGCGGAAAUAAAACUCAGAAUUAUUUUUCUUCUUGGUUCUUUCGAUAAAGUCAAAUAAUAAAAAUAAAAGGUAAUAAAAUACAAUUUUAUUAUGUUUUAUUUUUAUUAUUUUAUUAUUUCCCUUCUACGUGACUUUACCGAAAGAACCAAGAAGAUGAAUCCCUGCAGUCACGAAAGCUUUAAAUCGAAAUUCAGAAUUAUUUCCCCGGGGGUUUUUGUCGCGGGAGUGGACGGGUCGGCGUCGUGCGACCGCCGUAGGGAUUCAUGACAGCGAUGCUGAGCGGGGGGAGCACGUGGGAGACGGGUUCGCGCUGUAAUGUGUCGGCUGCAGGGUAGGCCCCAGGGUUUACAAACUCCGUUCCUUGUGUCCUACCGUGUUUCCCCUUUCCACCGCUGCCCGUCUUCUCCGUUGAAUCACGAGUGAAGUCGUUAUACGCUUGUCGCACAUGCCGGAUGUUUGCUAAACACGUACCCCGUACCCCGCCCCCCUCCCAUCCCCGUCUUAAUUCGAGUUGGCGCCGUCCACAUCACGUGAUGGUGCACGCAGUGCUGUCGACGUCACGCGGAACGUACACCCGCGCUCGAGGUCUCUGAACUUGAAUCCGUGCUCUCUGCAGCCUGUGUGGGCCAGAGAUGAAGAAGACAAAAGUCCCCCGCCUACAGACGUGUCGCAAGUGCUGUUGGGGGAGAUCGUGAUGCUCGCGAGCACCUAUGAAGGGUCACGUGCGAGUCACGUGCGACGCACACACACAGAGGAAUCUCUUCUUCGGAAUAAUUCCUCUACGUGUCACGUGAGGCACGCAUGUACACACGUACAUGCACGCAGUACAGUCGUGUUCUCCUAUAACGCGGUAGUAGUCGUAUAACCGCGUUAUGGGAAAGUCGCUUUAAAAUAAAUAAUGUAGGGUUAAAGCACAGUCUGCGAUAACACGUGAGAUGCGCACGCAGGUCGAAGAAAGACCGAGGCGUGUGGGUAGCAUCUAGAAGCAUCCAGUAGCAUCCCGCCUUGUUGUGCGACGAGGCUACUGCCGAGGCAGCCGUACGACCGCUCGCUCCUACUCGCGCUGCGACGCAUUUCCGUUCGCUCGAUCAGCGUCGUAUUCACUUCGAAUGCGCAGUUAUAAAAAUGUCUUCCCUCCUACAUUCAUCAUCUCAUUAUAUCCAAUUCGCGUCGUGAAAACGACACGCGGUGCUGUAGGAGAACAGACCGCAUCUCCAUUUUAAUUUGGGUUAGCGCUCUGUGUCAACGUGGAUCACGUUGACCAAUCAUCGGCUUGUGCGGCGAGCACAGCGACCGAUUUACAUUUCGGAGGACAAUUGGGCGGCCGCAGUGAUUGCAGUCGCUAAACGAGCGGACGGCGCAGCGGUUAGCGCACGGUGGUACGAUGCUGGAUGAAGGUUGUUUACUCGUUGGGAUUGCGUGACGGUAUGGCAGAGAGCAGGACUCUCAGGCUGUGGCAUUUUAAUUGUUUUCUGAGUUUGCGGUAACUAUAUCCGUUCACACUCGCUAGUGUUGUAUAUUAAUGGCAGUAUUUGCAGAUUCAGUAAGGGAACAACUGCAGUAUUGGAUCGGCUGAUGUCCCUCGUGUUAAUAUUAAUAUCACGUUCGUCGCAGAGAUUUUUUCGGUAGAUUUUUUUCCCUGUAACUAUUUGCCGGCGGGCGAUCGUCAUCAUCAUAAUAACAAUUUGCCAUGUUCAUUCCACCGCUGGAUGAGAAGGCCUCCCCGUGCCGUAGGUUGCCAAACUCUCGCCGCUCUGUGAAGUUCUAAGGGGAGUCGUCAUCUCCGACAUUGGACCGUGCGGUCUCGCUCGGCCCCGACCGCGUAUGAACGAGCGAGAAUACAGGGUGUUCUAAAUAGAUGGAUCCAAUUUCAAAGCAGUAUAUUUCACGAUGGCAACAUGUUACAAUUACACAAAAAGUUAAAACGGUUUAAUGAGUUAUCAAGUUUUACUAACCAUUUUAUAAAUGCUCUGUGCCCUCCGCCUGCUGUACGGACAACAUCGAGACGAUAGUUGAAUUCGUCCCAAACGCCUCUCUUCUCACGUUUUCCUCUGAGGUGCGUGGGUCACCCUUGCUCUUCCCCUUACAUAAACAGCCUGUUUCCUCAAAUUGUCAGUACCAACGAUGAACGCUCUUUGACAUUGGCGGAUCAAUGCCAAAACGCCGUUGAAACGCACGCUGCACCGCAAUUACGGAUUCAGUCUUGCUGAACUGCAGAACGCAAAACGCCCCUUGUGUGUUGCGGGGUCACCAUCUUGCGAACGACUGAGGCUAGGGGCUGUUUGUGCGCUGGGAGAGGCAUCGAGCGGUAAUCAUUUUAAACUCUAUGCCCCGCCCUCUCUAUGCCCCACCCUCUCCAUGCCCCGCCCUCUCUAUGCCCCGCCCUCUCUGUGCCCCGCCCUCUCUAUGCCCCGCCCUUUCAAGUGGUAAGAGUUUCAUUCAUGGGCGGUUCGUGUUCCCAGAGAUAUAGCGAUUUCAAAUCGGGUCCAUCCUUUUCAAACACCCUGUACGUUUCACGCGAGAUUUAAAACGAACAAAAAAAAACAAGCCAACGGGAAAAUCUCGAGCGCAGUUUUCGGCUUCAUUUAGCCCAUACUGUUCUCUCGGGAGUUAAAACUCGAAGCGCGCGUUUCGGCUUUCUGAGCUCGUGUGUGCGAUUACUUGACUGUGGAAAUCGAUGUUUGGCAGAUACACACUACACUACGCGUACGAAGUGUCCGAAUUAAAGUAUUACAUUUUUUUCUACAUUCGCAAAUACUGAAGAUUGUCAUAUCAGCAUAACUUUGUGUUCAAUUCUCACCAGGGUCCAGUGCGUUCCUUAAUCCGGGCACACACCUGAGCGGUCAGUUGCGCGAAACUCAGUUGCGUACCGCGCGUGGGGCGUCCUCUGCAACGGGGUUGCGAGCAGUUGCGUGGCGGAGAGACAGACUCGACUUCCAAGCGCCGAUUCUGCUCGGCGGGUUAUUUUUUUUUCGCGACGGAUUUGAUCGCGCGCUGCACAUUUCCGCGGCCGCGAUUCUGACGUGGACGAGUGGAGCCAUGCGGUUACGAGCGUGGCCACGCACCCACGCUGCACAACCACUCGCUCGGAACGUGGACAAAGCGGCCGCGGGGGCAACGCUGUUUUGAAGUUUCACGCGGCGAUUUUGAAGAGCCGUUCUGGUUGCACGGAAACUGACUGCUCGUGGUGUGGCCCGGACGUUAGAUGGCAGCGCGGGUCGAGGGGCACGUUUCCAGUGUGUUCAGAAUUCUCAUCGCACGCCUUCCUUUCCCCCUAUGCGUGUCUGCUCUUCCGUAGUCUGCUGUUCGUCUUUUGCCCUUUCCAGCGCUCUUAAGUGAUAGUUGUUAUUGUGAACUUUCGCCUAAAGUACUAACUCAUUGGGUUUGUCUUAAGCAGCAGAGGUGGAUGGGUCCCAUCACAAUCCUGUGAUCAAGGUGCACCACCGAUGUAUGUUCUCGUUUUAGCGUCGAACGGGUAAAGGCGCGGCCCUGCAAUUGCUCGCUCGUGCCACUGCUGGCCUCCACUAGAAGGGCUCCUCUUGCGCGCUUGCCACGCGUCUCUCGCAAUAGGUGCGUGCGAGCGCUCGCGCCCUUUAACCCCACCGCGCGCGACCUGCCGGCCGACUAAUUUCGGGCCGACUCGUUUAUACCGCUGGGCGGACGAGAGACGGGGGAGCUUUUUGGAAACGCAUCGUGAAGUGACACUGAUUUAGAGGAAGGGCCCCUUGCCUACAGUGUCUCGAAGGUUAUCGUAAUUUUUUUUUUUAUCACGUGGGCCCCAGAAUGCCACAUUGAACUGUGGGAAGUUGGCGAUUAUUCUACCUAUAGUGCCUUCUAAUAAUAAUUAUAAUAUAUAAUUGCGUGCAGCUACCAAGUCUGUACCACAGCGGCGUGGCAUGGUUGGCGUGAGCCCUGGCGCAAAGGAAUUAAUUGGGGUCCCCCCCCCCCUCUGGCAACCUGCGGUGCAGUCCCCGUUGCAGUUUCACCGCCUGCACACUCGACGGUCACGCCAAACGCCGCACCACAGCCUCGCCACGUGCGGCUGGUGGUGGCAGCAGUACAGUCCCUGGAUUCGACCACGAGAUCAAAUAACAAUCCCACGCCCCUUUCCCAUUGAGACACAUGGGGGAACAUCGGCUCUCUUGGAAAGGUCACCCGGGUUACGUCGAGUUUAUAUCGUAAGGGGCCUAAAAGAGACGCAAAUACAUCGGUGCCUUUGGGUUUGCGGUGAGAGCUGAAAAUGUCUGUCCCCUGCUCACGUCCGCGUUAGCCUGACGGCUGACCGGGCCCUCUCUCGUCUCCGCCGAGGCCAAUCUGCACGGCAAUGCGAACAACGAAUCCCAUUUGGCCAAGCUGAGAGAGAGAGAGAGAGUGCAAGUGGCAUGUUUGGCAUUGGGCUCCGGUGCCAGGAAUGGAAUUGGAGGGGUUGGUGGGCCGCUCUCUCGUUCUCUCGCUCUCUCGCUCUCUUCGUCCAAUCUCCCUUCCAUUCUCUGCAGCUUGGCACCGGGGACACCGCUCCCCCCUCUCCUCUCUCCUCCAGUGCAGUUGCACCGCCUGCACACUCGUUGGUGCCACGCCACUGGGUGUCUGCUCGCCGUGCGUGAAGUUGCACUCGCGCGAUCACGUUGUUUACAAGGGUAAAAUAUGAACGCUUCAUCUAACUUAAUUGUGUACAAAGCGCGUUUGAAAUUGGCUCAUGAAGCAGCACCUGGCCUGCGUGUAUUUUGUUUGUUUGUUUAAACUAAAGUGACGUUCCAGUUGCAGUAAGCUGUUUCCGGGGGGCAGUUGUUUUAAACGUGUAAUAAUACCUUUUUUUAAAUAUUAAAAUUAAACUACACACAAACUCGGCACGUGUA